This is a messenger RNA of Rhagoletis zephyria (snowberry fruit fly), 1487 nucleotides long. Its product is annotated as venom carboxylesterase-6-like. The record is from RefSeq and is a predicted model, not a curated record. NCBI's taxonomy places the organism in Eukaryota, Metazoa, Arthropoda, Insecta, Diptera, Tephritidae.
CGUCAACAAUUGUUCACAGCGUGCUUUUUGUUUUUCACUCUCUCCCUCACUGCUUUUAUUUCUACGCACUUCGGCAUACUAUUGAUAUGAUUGCAAUAAAAGUUCUAAUAUUCUUGAAUUUAAUUUAUUGCGUUGCGUCAAUUAAUAGCCAAGCAGGCGCAUGCUCAACAGCACCAGCAGUUGAUGGGGCUAUUAAAAUUGAAUUUGUCGACGAGCAGCGAAAAAUUACAGUGGAAGGCAUACGAAAUAAGAGCUGGACUGGCGAUGAAUACUUUGCGUUUCGUGGCAUACCUUACGUGAAGCCGCCAAUUGGGGAAUUCAGAUUUAAGGAUCCGCAACCACUUGAUGAGCUACCAUCAUUGAUAGAUGCACGUCAGGAUGGACACGACUGUCCCUCUAUCUACGCCACAAACGCAUCAGAGAAUUGCCUCACGCUGAAUAUUUACACGCCAAGUACCAUUGCAACCGCCUCCUUGCCAGUUCUCGUCUUCAUUCAUCCGGGUGGGCUUUAUAUCGGAUCGUCGCUGAGUACCUUAAUUAGCCCCGCUUAUCUGCUUUCCAAACCCAUGGUUGUUGUAACAUUCAACUACCGUCUCGGCACACUCGGCUUCCUACAGCUUGGCACACGCGAAAUACCCGGUAAUGCCGGCUUUAAAGACCAAGUACACGCGCUACGUUGGGUAGCAAAGUACAUACGCCACUUUGCUGGCAACCCCAAAGACGUCACACUAAUGGGUUACAGCGCUGGUGCAUUGAGUGUCAGCUUGCAUUUGGUAUCGCCCAUGUCGCAGGGUCUUUUCCACAAAGCGAUCAUAAUGAGUGGCUCAUUGCCACCACAAACGCCACUGCCGCAGCGAGCACAAUUGGAACUAAUGCGAAAACAGGCGCGGGCACUGAAUUGCAGCGAAGUUGUGGAGGGAGAAGCAGAUAUUUUAAAUUGUUUGCAGAAAUUUAGCGGCAAUGAAAUUGCUGCCACACUACGACGCCUCUUCACAUUCGGCAAGGAUAAUCCCAUUUAUAUAUAUCUGCCUGUGAUUGAAAAUGAUUUUGGUCAAGCACGUUUUCUCACGGAAAUGCCUAUGGAGAGUUUGCAACGCGGCGCGUUUGCUAAGGUGCCUAUUUUGCUGGGUUUUACGAAUGGUGAAUUUUGUCAAUCUGCUGUGGAUAUCGUAAGAAAUGAACAAUUAGCUCAUCGGUUUUAUGAAGAGUUUGAACAGUUGGCACCUGAAAUAUUUAUGUAUGCAGGUCACAAAGGCAAUUUGAGUGAAGCUAGCGUGACGCUUAGAGAUUAUUACUUGCCUCGUUUUAGUGGAUUGAAAUCGAGCGAUAUAGCACGGCUGUGCGACUUCUUUUCAGAUGCAAUUAUACGCUUCGGUGCUCAACGUUUGGCGGAGUUAGCCGCUCCACAUACAAAAGUUUUUCCCUACAGCUAUGAAUUCAGAGGAGAAUUUAGUAAUCUGGACUAUAAUGUGAAACCAGGUGAGUAA